AUGCCCUGGCCGAGUCCGCUGCAGACCCGACCGCUGGGCGGUGCAGCCGGGGAGCAGCAGCUGGCGUCUCCUGGUGCUCUGCAACGCGGAACCCACCCGGGGCGCGUGGACACUCUCUGUCCCCACCGGUGCGUGCAGACAGCGAAUCUGCUGCGUCAGUGUCUUCUGCAGGAAGUGACAGAACACAACGCUGCAGGCGUCCUCGCUAAAUCCGUGGGGCCCACGCUGGCUGCGGGCUCAGCAAGGACCCCCACCCCCACCCAGGAGGCGGCUCUUCCCGACCACAGCGGGAAGUCACCCUCUCUAGACCACAGCGGGAAGUCACCCUCUCUAGACCACAGCGGGAAGUCACCCUCUCUAGACCACAGCGGGAAGUCACCCUCUCUAGAGCACAGCGGGAAGUCACCCUCUCUAGAGCACAGCGGGAAGUCACCCUCUCUAGACCACAGCGGGAAGUCACCCUCUCUAGACCACAGUGCGAAGUCACCCUCUCUAGACCACAGCAGGAAGUCACCCUCUCUAGAGCACAGUGGGAAGUCACCCUCUCUAGAGUACAGCGGGAAGUCACCCUCUCUAGACCACAGUGCGAAGUCACCCUCUCUAGACCACAGCAGGAAGUCACCCUCUCUAGACCACAGUGCGAAGUCACCCUCUCUAGACCACAGUGGGAAGUCACCCUCUCUAGAGCACAGCGGGAAGUCACCCUCUCCAGAGCACAGCGGGAAGUCACCCUCUCCAGAUCACAGUGGGAAGUCACCCUCUCCAGAGCACAGCAGGAAGUCACCCUCUCUAGAGCACAGCGGGAAGUACCGCUCUUGUGGCCUAGGAGGGCAUAGCUGCAGGUCUUGUGGAGUUUACUGA
Molecule: messenger RNA, 861 nt
Organism: Phodopus roborovskii (desert hamster)
Lineage: Eukaryota; Metazoa; Chordata; Mammalia; Rodentia; Cricetidae
Product: putative protein TPRXL
Exons: 3
Coding region: 1-861 (286 amino acids)
Source: RefSeq, a predicted model, not a curated record